Messenger RNA from Ciona intestinalis (vase tunicate), 3638 nucleotides. Lineage: Eukaryota; Metazoa; Chordata; Ascidiacea; Phlebobranchia; Cionidae. The record is from RefSeq and is a predicted model, not a curated record.
UAUUACAGAGGUAGUAAUAACAUAAAAUAUAUUAGCUUGUUGAUAUGCCUGUCCAACAUUAUGCUUGGAAACCUAAAAAGGUGAAUUAUUCGCUGGAUGAAAAGGAAAGAAAAGCCAAGUUGACAAAGUUGCGUUCAAACGAGUAUCACCCGUUGAAGCCUAUCACCGUAACUGAAUCAAGUCUGGUUAAAAUAUCUUCAGGGGAAGGCCAUGCCAGUAAUAGCGAGAAUAGAAGCACAAAGUCUCACUCUAGCUCCGGGAAAGACUUCAUUGAUCCACUGUCGAUGUUAAGUAUAGAAGAUCCGCUAACCAGCGCCACUAAAGUUACAAAACCAUCUAAGGCAGUUUCUGUUAAAAAUGAUGAUGAAAUAAAAGUAGAUUUGGCUUCAUCUGAUGCCUCGUGGAUGGAUUGGAAGUUGGAGGUCAUUCCAAGGCACACAACUGACCAGGGUUUGGCAAACAGCAUGAUCAGUAUGUUGAAGAGUGGAAAGAAGGAUAAACCUGGAAGAAACACACAAGUUAGUUCUGUGUCGGAUAAACUGCGGGAUCGGCUUGGUCAGUUAGAUGAGUUUAGUGAAUCAAGUGUGCAAGAGAUGUUGAAUCUUUCUCAGCAAGAUUUCAUAGAUCGUAUUAAUUCACUCAACCUAACACUAACUGACGCAUGGAAUACAAACCAGAAGGUUAAAUCUUUAAAGCUCACAAUACAAUGUGCAAAACUUCUGGUUGAUGCAUCUGUUAUGCAGUUCUACCCAAGCAAGUUUAUACUGGUAACAGAUCUACUGAAUACAUUUGGAUCUCUUGUUUUUGACCGUAUCUUCUCCAUGUGUAAAGGUAUGGAUCCAAAUAAUAUUAUACCUGAAGAGGUUCCUGAGAGUGCUAAAGAGAUUUGCUUGAAUUGGAUUCUUAAAAUUGCUUCAAUCCGUGAGCUGCUGCCUAGGAUUUACGUGGAAGCAAGUAUUGUGAAAUGCAAUGAGUUUUUAAAGAAGGAUCAAUGUAAGAGCAAUCUAAUAAGAUUGAAUGCAAUGACAAGAGGAAUUGGUAACCCGCUUGUAGCUUUAUAUGCUCGUACAUAUUUAAGUUACAUUGGUAUGAAGCAUCUGCCAUCAUGUAAAGGCCACUUCAAGUCUUGCUUCUAUGACUUUGUUGCCACUUACAAGCAAAUGUAUACAACUCCUAUUCAAAACCUUCUUGCACACCAGAAGAUAAACAUGGAAAGUUACUUAAGUUUCUACACUCCUGCCCUGCAAUGGAUUCUUUUUUGUGUAAGCCACAAUGCCCAUGAUGCAACUCUAACUGAAGUCCUUGAAAAAUGCAACACAUGUGGAAACAAUCUUGUCUUGUUUGAUUCUUGUAUCAGCUCGUUUAGUUCUGAGUAUGUUGCCGCCAGAGCUUUAGUGUUGUGCGCUGCUGUUAGCAAAUCUGACGACAAAUUAUAUCCAAAGUUUCGAGUCCUGAAGUCUCUGGGGAAAAAAUUAAUUGAAACAGAGCCCCCAAGUGGUGAUAAGUUAACCAUUCUGAACGAAACCUGGAAAAUGUUGGUAAAAAUAAGAAAUCCUAUAGAUUACAUCAACUGUGCCGUUGUGUGGGUAGAAUAUGCAGCAAAGUACUUCACACAUAAGGAAACUAACACCGUGCUCGCUGAUAUCAUCAAACACAUGACACCAGAUCGUGUUUAUGAGAAAUUCAGCGCUGAGUUGCAGACUGUAGUGGUUUGUGUACUGACACACAUGCCUGACUUCAGAAGCAUCUUCACCAUGGAUAAAUUUCUUUCUUUUUUCGACAUGUUCCAGAAAGAUGGGCAGAGGGUGACAGUUUGCAAGAUUGUGGCUGAAUAUUUUAUUAAAAACCAGGAUGAAACAAAUCAGAAUGCUUCUGAUGCGACCACAAUAUCAGGCUUGAUGUAUAUUUGUCGGACUAUACAUGAUUCCAUCAAUGCGUUGAGUAUUGAAGAUGAUAUAACAUCUGCAAGUUCCUUGAUUUGUGGCGUGUUACUGAAAAUCAACUUUGGCAAGGAUUUUGAACAACAGUUGAGUUUCUACGUUGAGUGUCGGGCUUCUUUCAGUGGUCUUGAUCCUGUGUGUGCCACAUUGGUGCAUUCAGUUAACCAACUUUCUGGUGAAGUGACAAAGAUAGUGAAAGGAAAGCACACACGAAAAACAUCAGCGUUUGUCCGCGCUUGUGCUGCGUAUUCAUUCAUUACAAUUCCAUCUCUUCUGGAUAGUGCAACCAAAUUUGGCUUGUACCUCGAAAGUGGUCAGAUUGCAUUAAUCAGCCAAUGUGUUUCACAAUCAGAUGCAAUGUAUAAAGCGGGUCUAAGCACCAUUAUGGAUCUUGUAAAUUUACCAGCUAAGCCAUCAUUAGAAAAUCCAUUUUUGAGCCACGUCAGUAACUUUCUGUCCAGUUUACUGACAGUACCCGACAAUACAGAGCAAGGGGUUCUAUUCCUUCUCAGAAGCUUCCUAAACAUCAUAUCUGAAUCUGGAUCCCAAAUUCGCCCAGACAUCACAUGUGCCAUCUACAUCAAAGUAUUAUCUUUACUAACUGCUUAUAGUCAAGACCAGUAUCUUUACCAUGUAUAUAAAGUUGAUUCAAAUGAAGACCUCUACAGUAAUGAUCCGAAAUUCCUAGCAGAGAUAUCACAAAUCAGCACAACUUUACUGAAUGAGGUCCUGGGAUAUCUGGGCUCUGAUAACAAAGACCCAAAGCUUCAAUCUCUUAAUGCAUUUUACUUGUUUCAGGUUAUUAUCGCACACGGAGAAAUAUCUGACGAGAAAAUGCAAAGACUUGCAGUAGUGGUUUGGGGACUUUCCCAGCAGCAUGCACAAGCAAACACCAAAGCAACGAUUCAGAUGCUUGCUUCACUUAAAAAGAAAGGAGGGGUUUACAAAACUAUCUCACAAACUCUACAGCUACAGUCUGCAGCCUAACUAUAUCUGCUUUCAUAGGUGCCAAACCUGGGAUGGCAGGGUAGACAUACCUAUUAUUGAAUUUUCUGUUCUGCAAAAUCGGUAAAUUACAAUCAAUAGAUUUUGUUGCAUGGAAUGAGUGUCUAACCAUUCCUGCCUCUUCUGCAAUUAAGUUUGGCGCCUAUGUUCACUUAGAGUUAAUAUACAUUAACUAUGUAUGUUCCUUGUUCUGUCAUACCAUUUAUAAUUGCAACUCAAUACUGCUGAGGUCUACUGUGUGUAUUUUGACCCAUCAUCCCAACACCUAAUAUACUACUAUUUUAAACAACUAUGAUUUCCACUUAGCCAAUACUUUACUUUAUUAUUGUGCUCUUCAUUUCAAAUCAGUUUAAAAGUUCUUGUUAAUGAAUAAUGCGACAGUUUAUUCAAAUAUUUAAUAUUAAACCUUCAUAUUCUGAUUCGUAACUUCAUUCUAUAUUAUUAUUGUAACAUUUAAAUUUCACCUGAAAAGCUAGUGCGUCUAAAUGUUAUAACACCCAUGGAAAAUACAACUAUUCUGUAGGUAAUGUGGCAACAUAACAUUUCCCAUUUGUUCAAUAUGUAUCAUGGGUUUGUGAUAUAUAUGAAUAACUUGUUGCCUAUGGUUUGUUUUCGUUUGAUUAUUAUUAUUAUAAGAUGCAAUAUUUUUAUGAUCUCUGUCAUUCAUUAUUUGAUUUUAUUCCAACUCAUAGA